UAUAGGAAUUCAAGCUAAUUCAGUAUAUUUACGUUUCUAUAAAUCCAUUAACACUAAAUAAUUUCAGGUUACAGGAAGCAUCACUGGAACACCUGAAGCACUGGACAUUGAAGUGUGAGGAGUGGAAGCCAGCAGCGGUGGAACCCGGCGGGCACCGAGAGCGACCUCGGAACAAUACAGCAGCAUGGAGAGCAGACGGGAGGUGCAUCUGCGUGAACCUCCCCUGCGUCUCACUUCAGACUUCCCACAAAUCAGCUCAUGGCCAGGUGAAUGAAUCCGAAAUUAAAAGAGCAAUAGUGUCCAUGCGAUCAAUGGGUGGGGUGAAAAUAAUAAAGUUUAAAAUGACACUAAAAGAGUAAUAGUAGGCUGUAAAAAAAAAGAGGCGGACUUAAAAGAAAAAACAAAAACAAAACAAAAAAGGGGGCAGUGCCGCGUCUCGCGGUGUGGGUGGGGCUGACAAGAAUGGACUACAUUAUGCAGUUCAUUUAGUUAACAAGUGAAAUAAUAGGGAAGCGUGCAGUGUGAAUGCUCAGAGAAAAGGCACAAAACCCUAUUGAGAGAGAGAGAGAGAGAGAGAGAGAGAUGCGUGGUCUGGAACUUAUUUAAGAGCCUCGGUGUUUCUCUGCUGCAUCACUCUGCUGUCCAUCACUGGAGAGACUGGACCUGUUUUGAAAAACUUUCUGCAUUCAUCCGCGUGCAGAAAAAAACUUUUGGCAAUUAAAAAAAAAAUAAUUCUCACUUUAAAGAAGUAGAAGAAGAAAAAGAAAGAUGCCACGGUCGUUUCUUGUGGACUCGUUGAUUUUGCGUGAGACCAACGAGAAAGGCAACGAGAACAACCCGCCCCCGCCGUUACUGCCGUACACGGUGCACCCAUCGCACGCGCUCCACGGGCUGUCGGCGGCGGCGGCCGCGUCGUGCCACGCGCGCAAGGCCGGCCUGCUGUGCUUCUGUCCGCUGUGCAUGGCGGCCGCGGCGUCUCAGCAGCUGCACCCUGCUCCCCCGGCGCUCCCGCUGCUCAAGGCGGCGGCCGCGGCAGCCUCGUUCCCAGCGGCUUUCGGCUCGCAGUGCUGCCCCUCCGCGCUCUCGCGGCAACACUCGCCCUCCAGCGGCGUGCACGUGAACCCCGGCGCGGGACUUUACCAGAGCGCGUACCCGGUCGCGGACCCGCGGCAGUUCCACUGCAUGUCUCUCGAUAACAGCAAUAGCCAACUCCAAAGCAGCAAACGCAUGCGCACAGCGUUCACCAGCACGCAGCUCCUGGAGCUUGAGCGGGAGUUCACCUCUAACAUGUACCUGUCCAGACUGCGGCGCAUCGAGAUCGCCACCUACCUGAACUUGUCCGAGAAACAGGUCAAGAUCUGGUUCCAAAACCGACGUGUCAAGCACAAGAAAGAAGGCAAGGGAGGUUCCCACAGAACAGGUUCUCUGCACUGCAAGUGUUCGUCCGCGCGGUGCUCCGAGGAGGAGGACGACACGCCUAUGUCACCUUCAUCGUCAGGGAAGGAGGACGCUGAUCUUUCUGUUAGCCCGUGAACUCUCAGUAAAUAAAUAUACAGGGAUUGCUCCAUAGCAAACCACCUGCAGAGUUAUUAAUUAGCUCUUUGAUUAGCCAAACCAGGUGCUAAGAUUUAGGGGUUGGAGCUUGACUUGGAGCUGGAGUGUGCCGGGGUUGUGCUCCAGAAACAAGAAACGUUAGCAUGUCUGAAAACAUAGUCAGAUAGUUUAGGCUUGUCUGGAUGAAAAUAGCUAACUUGUCUCUUCAUUUGGUUUGGUACAAAUCUCACCUGUACCUGUACGUUAUCUUGUCACUGGUUUAGUACCAUCAAGGGUAUAUCUUUUGUACCUAUAGUGUGUAUCUUCACACUAAAGGUAUAUAUAAACCUACAUCAGUGGUUCUUAAGGUCCGAAAGUACUGAUGGCACCAUGACAGUGACAGGUAACAGUACACUCUAGUACCAUUAGGCUAUUUCUGAGAGUGUAGUUGAUAGUGGGCUGCUCUUCGUCUCUGUAUGGACAAAUUCCGGACAAUUAAUUUGGAAGAUCAUACACAUAACAAUUUAAAAAUUCUCCUAAGGUUCCUGAUGCACUGAGAUAAAUUCUGCUUGCUAGUUUUAUUGUAUGGCGUCAGAUGUAUAUAGGUUAGUUGUGGACUAGAUGUGGAGAAAAAGUUCAAAUCAUCCAGCAAGAGAUAUAAAAGCCCGCUAAAUCACUUCACCUACUCAGAUCUUCUUGCUAAUUUUACGAACUGACCGACUCAAAGUCAUCUGAUUCAAAAUGUCUCUGUUUUCUUAACUUCAUCCUCUUAAAAUUCCUAAGUGCCAAAACAUUUUAAAAACUUUAUGAAUUAAGUGAGAAGCUACAUAAGGGUUUUACCUCACAGAUUCUGUGGCUAAAAUGACCAAAACCCUCCUGAAGUUCAAGAAAGAAAAGUGGCUAGUUGUUAUAUUAGCCAUGAUGCUGAUUUUCUGUUUCUCUUCAGGAGGAGUAUCAGUUAAUAACAUAUUUCCCUGAAUAUAAAUAAAAAAAAGUGAUUGUAUGUGUGUAGGUACUAAAGUCUGUAAAUAAGAGAGAGAGAGAAAAAAGAGGUUUAUAUAAAUUAGGGGCUCGCACGAGCGACUCCAUUAAUCCUGCUGUAUAUAAUUGUAUACAUGUUGUAUGAUGUUGUAUGAUUGUAGUUCAUUUUUUUCUUUAAAGAACGUACGCCCAAAAGGUUUUGAUAUCUGUACGAAAAUGGAAGAUAGUCUGUCCUUAUUCCUUUCUGAUUUAUCUUUUUACUUUUUUUUGGUAAAUUCAUAUCAGUCGAGAUGUUUGAGUGACGGCUGAAGGUUUCUUCCUCUCAGCAUCUCGCCACCUCUGAUUGUAUGUUUGGUGUCAUGAGAAUAUUUAUUUAUUUAAAACGAUAUCACUGAAAAUAAAGAAUAUUUCUUUCUAGUCAUA
Molecule: messenger RNA, 2937 nt
Organism: Hemibagrus wyckioides
Lineage: Eukaryota; Metazoa; Chordata; Actinopteri; Siluriformes; Bagridae
Gene: gsx1
Product: GS homeobox 1
Exons: 4
Coding region: 769-1533 (254 amino acids)
Biological process (GO): regulation of DNA-templated transcription
Cellular component (GO): nucleus
Molecular function (GO): sequence-specific double-stranded DNA binding; DNA-binding transcription factor activity, RNA polymerase II-specific
Source: RefSeq, a predicted model, not a curated record